This is a messenger RNA of Endocarpon pusillum Z07020, 3501 nucleotides long. RefSeq lists its product as uncharacterized. The transcript is spliced from 2 exons. Gene Ontology annotation, biological process: transcription by RNA polymerase III. Gene Ontology annotation, molecular function: protein binding. Bases 1 to 3501 code for a protein of 1166 amino acids. The record is from RefSeq and is a predicted model, not a curated record. Lineage: Eukaryota; Fungi; Ascomycota; Eurotiomycetes; Verrucariales; Verrucariaceae. Gene Ontology annotation, cellular component: transcription factor TFIIIC complex.
AUGGAUAACGACCAAGAUAACCAGGGUGAUCUAUCACAAUACCCUGACCCUGAGCAAAGUGGUCUAUCCUUUCCGUGGCUUGAUCAAUAUCAACCUGUGGCUGCAGAAUCCUUGUCUUCCAGACCGCGGCCUCUUGUUCAAGAAGGCUUUAUCCCAGAAGAAGACGAAGAUGCACCAACAGCAAGGUACGGUCUGAGGGGUCAUCGCAGGUCCGGCAUUCUACUGCCCGAAGAAGGCCUUCUUGAGCCGAGCGCUGUACUAGAGGACUCUGACGAGGACCCAGAAUUUGUGAACUCGGAUGUUGAAUCAGACCCCGACGAGAAUAUAUCCGAUGAGGCAGAUGACAUGGCAAUCCAGGCGGGUGAAGAAGUUGAUGGCGUCUACUCCGGAACUCGAUCUCAUACUCGAGGCCGUGGUGGACGGCGGGUCUACGGCACGCCAAAUCGGCGAGGCCAACGAGGCCAGCGAGGCCCGGGAGGCCAGCGAGGGACGGGAAGGGGCAGAGGUCGGCCACCAGGUCGAGGAAGAGGCGCAACAAAAAGCCGCGGUCGUGGAGGUAAAGGCCUUAGAAGAGGACCGCGACCACCGCUUGAACCCAGCAAGGAAUUUGCAACGCUGCAAAAAGAGGCAAUUGAUGUCUUCAUUGACCAGCAUGAUUAUGAUAAGGCUCUGAACAUUAUACAACAAGCGAUUUCCAUCAACCCAGAAGUAUACGCUGCUCAUGCGCUCAUGUCAGAGAUAUAUUUCGCCAAAGGAGACAAUGAAAGAGGAGUUGCAGCACUGUUCAGCGGUGCUCAUGCCGCCCCGAGAGAUGCAAACGUUUGGCACCAAGUAGCCGAUGCAUGUCUGCUGAAGACUUCUCUAGAUCGAGAACGCGCGCUCCGACAAGCGGCAUACUGCUUUGCCAGAAUCAUUGAUAUUGACCAUAACGACCUCGACUCACGCUUUCAGAGAGCUGCCGUCAACAGAGAGCUUGGCUUACUCACAAGUGCCAUGAGGGAAUUUGAGAGAAUCUUGUUUGUCAUGCCUCACAAUCCUAGCGUUCUUCAUCAAAUCGCAGAGAUCUGUCUUGAGCUGGGUGAAUUUGACAAGGCGAAGCAACUCUAUCAGGACUGCAUCUCUUUCCACGAAGCUCAGGGGUUGGAUGGAGAGAACGCUUUUUCGUGGUCAGAUAUCAAUGUAUAUGUCGAGCUUUUCAGCAUGGAAGGUGAAUACGACAAGGCCAUCGCAAACUUAAAAAUCCUCUCACGAUGGCUUCUGGGCCGAGCAGCUGAGACGUAUUGGAAUGAUAUUACUGGAGACGACAGGGAAUGGGAUCCAGCGGAUGAGCCACGGCGCGUCACCGUAUCCCAAUACGUCCCAGGAAUGCAUCCCUCUCAGUCCUACGGUUUUGGCUUACCACUUGAGCUUCGGGUGAAGCUGGGCAUCUAUCGCCUGAAAAUGGGUAAAGAUCACCGGUCCGAAGCGUUGAAUCACUUCGAAUGGCUUGAACCAGAGGACUUUGAGGCCGGUGCGAAGGUCUUUGAAUAUAGCGAUCUAUUUCGAGAAGCAGGAGAGGCUCUUAGAGACGCUAAAGAGUACGAAGAAGCGCUCCGCUUCCUCCAGCCUCUGAGGAUGUCCAAUGCAUUCUCUGAUACGGAUUUCUGGCUUGCCAUUGCAGCUUCGUCCUACGUUUGUGGCAAGCUUGGACAGGCACGAGAAUGUUAUGAGCUCGCCAAGGCAUCUGAUGAGUUUUGUGCAGAGGCACGUACGCAGCUGGCGAAAAUCUACAAAGACUUGGGUCGUCGCGCCGAAGCUUUGAGGAACGCCCAAGAGGCCUUGGAAAUCGGACGAAGAGCGAUAAUCCGUCCACAGAGGCGGAGAUAUGAACGUAGAGAAGCACGCGAGGCCAGAGAGGCUGCCGAGAGGGAGUUGAAGGAGGGCCACCGGUUGGCUAUUCCGAGUCUUCAGACCACGACUGCCAGGCUCAAGCCGAUCGAGGUCAAAGAUGCCCAAGGGAGGUAUCGAUUGAGUUUUGUCAAUACAUAUCCUGGUCGUGAUUCGAGGCUCGAGGAACGAGCAGCAAAGCGCCGGAAGAUGCAGCAGAUGUCUACUGAGGAAGCCGAGACUUACCGCACGAGCAAUGUUCAGUCUUUGUUCUCGAAGUUACAGGAAUUGACUCCUGCAAUGAGAAGCGGCGAUCUAGUAGCCAGAAACACCUGGCUCGAAUAUGCUGACGACCUGAUCCACGAUUUCAGGUCGAAUAAAGUUUUCUAUCCGGCUGAACGCCACAUGCGGUUCGAAGGAUAUGACAUGGAUUCCAAGCGCAGAGCUUUUCGGAAGCAAUGGGCAAAGGGCGAGGACGACAGCUUUGAAGCUGCUUCUGCGGAGCUCCAUGACGAUGGCACACCAUUACCUUCCAUCGAAGCUUCAAUACCUAUUGAAUAUCGCGGUAUUUUAUUUGACACGUGGCUAGACAUUUUCCUCGAGCAGGCUUUGACAUUAGCUAAGCUGGGAGACGACUUUCGAGGCCACUCUUACGAAACAAUCACGGCCGUUCUUGACUGCACGAUAUGGUAUCAUCAGCCAGCAUCUAUGUUAAAGACGUACGUUUGCUACUUCACGUGCGCGUUGGCACUAAAUGAUGGAGAAACCCUGUGCAAUGUUAUUGCCCGAUGGUUCAUGAAAGAAUACCAAUUUGUGACCGAUGCCUACCGCCUUUUUGCAACGCUCAACAUGCUCUACAACGGACCAAUCGAGAAAGGAGGCAAGGACAUCCAGAUUAAGAAUGCUCCUUUUCGACAAGGCGCAUGCCAGAAGUUUUUGUUUCGCUCGGUCAAAGCGGUUGAUCUCUAUCUUCCACGCGAGUAUAACCAGGAUGGACUUGACGGACCUGUUCCGCAGUUCGUUCGAGACGAGCAGAGAGACAACCCGGAAGCUGGAAAAGCCCAACUUACAUCGAAGAAUCACGAGACAGGAGAAACGGUCUUGCCACAGGAGAUCGAUAUCGUGCUUCUAUGUCUAUACGCAUCGAUCAUGUACACUAGCAAUAGCUUCCCAAAUGCAUUACACUAUUUCUAUCGCGCAUACGCUCUGGACCCAAAGAAUCCCAUGUUGCUGCUGAACAUGACUCUUUGUUACAUCCAUCAGAGCUUCAAGCGUCAAAACGAGAACCGACAUCUCUACAUCAUGCAGGGACUUGCGUUCUAUCAGGAAUAUGCUGAUGCUCGUUUGGAGAAAGCUGAAAGUCAUGGACAGCAAGCAAUCCGAGAGGCCGAAAUUGAGAUCGAAUUCAACCGAGCCCGCAUUUGGAACAUGCUCAAUCUGACAAAUCUGGCAGUAGAAGGUUACCGGAAAGCCAUUGACGCUUCCCGCAAGAAUAGCAAGCAGCCUAAUGCCAGAGUAUCAUCGGAGGAUGCUGGUUUAGCCAUGGAAGCUGCAUACGCUCUGCAGACAGCUUACGCGCUAAGUGGAGAUAUGCAAAUGGCACAAAGGAUUACGGAAAAGUGGUUGGUGGUCUGA